CAGCGCACCUGCAUGGAGCAGAGGGGCUGAGAGCUGGGAGAUGCGGGGAGAUAUUCGCGGGAUCGGGGACUGGAGGUGGCUGCUGGUCUGCUGGGUGGCCCUGGGCCUCUGCUCCGCCGGGCACACACCACCGCACAACGGCCGCCACCCUGCCCAGCGCGGCCCGGGUGCGCCCGGGUUUCGGGCCCCCGCGGGACACGACCGCAGAUGGCACAGGGUUUGCGCCCCCAUCCCAGAGGACUGUGGCCCUGGUUACUACAGACAGCGGAGGGGGCUGUACCUGAGUCAGUGCGCACCCUGCCGCUGUAACGGCCUUUCGGAUGAGUGUGAGGACGGCACGGGCCGAUGCCUGAACUGUGGUUACAACACCGCCGGUGACCACUGCGAACGCUGUAAAGAUGGUUACUAUGGGAACGCUGCUCAGGGGACCUGCCACGUCUGCCCGUGCCCCUUCACCUCGCUGUCCAACAGUUUUGCCGCUAGCUGUAGGGAGCAUCCAGAAGGAUUUGAAUGUGUGUGUAAGCCAGGCUACGCUGGACUCAGAUGUGAAAGAUGCGCUUUGGGUUACUAUGGCAACCCAAUGUCAUUCAGAGGAAGCUGUCUGCCCUGCAAUUGUGACACUGGAAUCUGUGACUCCAGGACUGGGGAGUGCAUAAAUAAUGUGGAGCCAAAUGACCCUGACGAUGGUGACCAGUGCCAAGAGUGUGACAGCUGCGUCCAGGCCUUGCUAAUCGAUCUGGAGGGGAUGGAUGACGGGCUGGAGUGGCUGAAAACCCAGCUGAAGAAUAUCAGUGGUGGAGCCGUGGCUCAGGAAGCACUGAAAAAGCUGGAGGAUACCAUUGCAGUAACAAAGGCUCUGGUGGAGAAAUACAACUCUUCUGUCUACAGCCAGGUUCCCAAGGUCAGGGUACUGGAUGCAGAUGUGAGCAGCUUUAAUGAAGAUAUGGGCCAGCUCAGAGAAAAGGCUGACAGGGCCGUCCAGACAGCACAGGAAGCGUUGGACAGCACCGACGAGACUCACCAAGGAGCCGCAGAUCUGGCAUCUGAGACCCAAAAUCUCCUCCAGAACAUACAAGACCUCCUGGAGAAGCUGAAGGGGGUGAACUCCAGUGGGAGCACGGAGGAGGUGGAGAAGAUGCUGACGGAGGCCCGGCGCCUGGUUCACCAGAUGGAGCUGCAUAACUGCACCGCCCACAGGAAGGCGGCUGAGAGAGAGAGGAAGGAGUCACGCAAACUCCUGCACUACAUCAAAUAUAACAUGACCCAGCCACAGGCCAGUAACCAGAAUGUGGCCGACCGAAUCGCUGGGUUGUUGAAACAGUAUGAAGCCAAACUGAAGGACUUGGAGGAGGCUCUGAAAGAAGCUGACCGUGCAGUGGGGAGGGCAGCUGACCACAACAGACGCAACGCCGCCGCCCUGGAGGACAUGCUGCAACGUUCAAAGGAACUGGAAAAGGAGCGUGACAUGGUUGCUGGGCAGAUUUCGAUGGCCAGGGAUCAACUAAGUAACAUAGCAGAUUUGCUAAAAAUGCUGGAAGACAUCAAAAUGGAUUAUGAAGGCCUGGCAGCUCUUCUUGAUGGGGCCAAAACCAAGCUCAUCCAGAAAGGGAACGACAUCUCCAGGGCCGUGUUGAAGGAAGCCAUCGUCGUGAGGGCCGAGAAGCACGCCGAGGAGCUCGACCGGCUGGCCAGGGAGUUGCAAGAGGUGGUGAGGAACGCCAGCGACAUCCAGGAUGUGCGCCGUGCCAUGGACACCAUCGACGCGUACCGGGACAUCAUCAACGCGAUCGCCGCCGCGGCGGAGGCGGCCGAGCGGGCGAAGGAGGCCGCCGACGUCGCUCUGAGUGAUGUAAAGAAGGAGGGCCUUCCUGACAGGGCCCAGGACCUGAGAGACCAGGCCAGCACCCUGCUGGAGAAAGCCAAGGACGCCCAGGCACAUCUGAACAUAAAAGAGAUCUUCGUUAUCCUCUUCACAGAGUCUUCAGAUGAACAGAAAGCCCUAAGGAAGCGCAUAGACGAGGCCCAGAAGAAGGAAAACAUGCUGGAGGAGGACCUUCUGAAAGCCUGGCAGAAGCUGAACGAGACCAGAAGAGAUGACAUUGCCAAAGUCUUAAGCGAGGCCAAGGAGAACGUGACUUCUGCCAAUGACACAGUCAACGACGCGAUGAAAAGGCUCAGCUCUUUGACAGAAGGCUUGGACAAGAUGAACGUGACUUCUCUCAGCUCGAACUUUGACAGUUUCCUGAAGGACCUGAACGAAACGGUGUCAAAUCUGACAGACACCCUCACCCCACUCCUGAACCAGACGGAGGAGCUGAGCUCCCAGGUCCCAGCCACCAGCAGCAACGUUUCGGAGAGCAUCCGCAGGAUUAAAGAGCUGAUCGAGCAGGCCAGGGACACUGCCAAUAGGAUCCCGGUCCCUAUGGACUUUGCGGGUGAUGGGCACGUGGAGAUGAGGCCCCCUACUGACCUGGAGGACCUGAGGGCCUACACCGCCAUGGAGCUGACCCUGCAGAGGCCCCUUACCCCCGGCAGCGGAGUUAACGGGCGCUUCCGCCGCCAGAGCUCCGGAGACAUGUUUGUGCUGUAUCUCGGCAAUAAGAACUCCUCCAAAGACUACAUCGGCAUGGUACUGAAGAGCAACGUGCUCCGCUGCAUUUACAACCUGGGCGGAGCCGAGCGUGAGAUGACAUUGGGCUCCAUCACAGAGUCCUCCUCAGAGACAACCAUCUGGGACAAGGUGGACUUCUACAGGAUCUACCAAGAAGCCAAAGUCGCUUUCACCAAAGCGUACAAUUUGAAGGACCCAGACGCUACCCUGUAUAAGACUGCCCAGGGAGACUCUGCCAGGACACUCCUUGACUUGGAUCCCAAGCAGGUGGUCUUCUACGUGGGCGGAUAUCCCAAGGACUUUCAGCCGCCAGAGUCUCUCCGCUACCCCAUGUACAAGGGUUGCAUUGAAUUCUACACUUUCAACGACCAAUUCAUCAGCCUGUACAACUUCCAGAACGCCGCCGGGGUGAACAAGCAGAAGCCUUGCAAGAGGCCAUCACCAGACAAACUGUUUAAAUACUUUGAAGGCACCGGGUACGCCAGGGUGAAAAUCAACGGCGACCAAUCCCUAUAUCGCUUUUCUCAGUUUGUAAUCAGCCAAUCAGAGAACGGCAUGUUACUUUACAUCAAAGGCCAGGACUCUCACUAUAGCAUCAAUGUAGAAAAAGGCCACUUGGUAUUGCGUGGGAGAGAAGGUGACAGAGUUCUGGAAUAUAAGAGCUCCAGUAAAGAGUUCCCUUUGCCUGAAGGCAAAGAUGUUCAAGUCAUCUUCCAGGGCAACAUCAAAAAGAUCCUGGUCCGUGUCAGGGGUGUUGAAGUCAUCAGUGCUAAUUACACGGUGGGAACAUACAAGAACUAUUACAUCGGGGGUCUCCCUGAGUUCCUGAGAGAGAGAGACCGAAUUGCCACCCCGCCGUUUAAGGGAUGCAUGUCGAACAUUAAACUGGACAGCAGCAACGUGCAGUUUGAGGAGGAGAUAGGCAUCCGUCCGGGAUGCGCCAAACAGCUGCUGACCAUUCGUGAAUCUGCGUUCCAUCUGGGCGGUUCCCUCUCUGCAGCGCCGGGGGGAUUUGGGCUGACGGGCGACGUGACAGUCUCACUGGGGUUCAGGAGCACAGAGAGCAAGGGUCUGCUGCUGAAAAACAGCCAAGGGAAUAAUGGAAUUGAACUAUCAUUGGAUGAUGGCUUUGUGGUUUUCAAAUUUAAUAACGAAGCCUGGAGGUCAAAUAAAAUGUACAAAGAUGGGAAAUGGCACUACCUGACAGCAGUGAGAAAUGGCUCAAGGAUUGAGAUGAGGGUGGAUGAAGAGGAUUUGGGACAGGCGCAGGCUCUGUCCUCUCCUGUCCCUGCCAAUGGACAGGAUAUCCUGCUGGGGGGAGGAACCUUCCAGGGAUGCCUCUCCAACCUUUACAUGAGGAGGCCCGAUAACCUGUACCGGCCGGAGAACCUGACUGCGUUUAACACCAGCGGAGAUGUGCUGCUGGGUUUCUGCACCGCAGAGCGCCCCCUGCAGGCACUGACCGCUGGGCGCUACCGUGACGGAGACCAUAGGCGGGCUGGGAAGGGAUGAGGGGAAUGCUUUAUUCCAGGAUGGAAAAAGGGACCGACAUGGAGCCGUCACAUUAUGACUUUUUCUCCGCACUUGCUUUCAGAGGAGAUCAGUGCCCAUCACCUUACCCUCAAAUUCUUCCAAGUGAAAAGUUUGGAACACAAUUAUGAUAAAUCACUGGAGAAAAAACCAGCAGUGCAUUACAGUCAGCUGGGCCUGUUUCAAAAGCAAAAGCACUUGUCUAAUAUUGUAUUUUGUUUCCAUCUGAUAUGAAAAAACACUACCAUGAAAUGAGAGCUGUGGCUCAGCAACAGUUGAAUUAUGGGAAUUUUUGCUAAUGACUGAGUUAUGCUUAAAAUAUGCAUACAGAUGGAAACGUGUAUGUGGGCAAGACAUCCAAAGAUUCCUUCAAGCUUAUUACAGUUUCACAGGACAUCAGGUGGCGAUAUGGACCAACCGCCAGAAUGGUUAGCUCCAAUCCAUUGCUUCUGCUGGUCACUUUGCGCUCCGGUCAUGACAACAUUCGUCAUCAAUCAGUCGUCGAGUC
Megalops cyprinoides (Indo-Pacific tarpon) is the source of this 4649-nucleotide messenger RNA. RefSeq names its product laminin subunit alpha-3-like. Gene Ontology annotation, molecular function: signaling receptor binding. The transcript is spliced from 31 exons. Bases 41 to 4123 code for a protein of 1360 amino acids. Gene Ontology annotation, biological process: cell adhesion; regulation of embryonic development; regulation of cell adhesion. NCBI's taxonomy places the organism in Eukaryota, Metazoa, Chordata, Actinopteri, Elopiformes, Megalopidae. The record is from RefSeq and is a predicted model, not a curated record.